GGGGCGGCAGUGUGACUACCAAGGAUGGAAGUGUUGUAAGUUGUAAAGAGCGCAUCAAUCGGAUACGCGCGCUGCAGCCACCGUGUUUGGGAAGAAGCAUUCGGCGGUUGAAUUGAAGCAAACGAGAGUGCACAUGAAGAGACAUUGGCACAACAGGAAUCACCACGUCCCAGAUUUGGAUUCCCACGCGCGCUCCUUUUCUAACAGAAAAUUCCCCUUCACGCGCUUCAUGGCCUUCUUUCUCCUCUCUCUCUUCCUCUUCUCUCUCUUCUUCAUCCUUCCGCACCCUCCAUCGCUAACAACAACAACUUCGCUUCCACUCGAACGAACUCAACCAGGUUUGAAUGGUGAUGCCUCUGAUUCUGUUGAGCUGCAAAAAGAUAAACUACUUGGUGGCCUUCUAGCAGCUGGAUUCGAUGAACAAUCUUGUCUCAGCAGGUAUCAUUCGGUCAGCAAAGGACUAUCAGGAAACCCUUCUUCUUACCUUGUUUCUAAAUUGAGAAAAUAUGAAGCUCUUCACAAAGAAUGUGGACCCUAUACUGAAUCAUAUAAUAAAACGGUGAAAGAUCUCAGGUCUGGUCAUUUAAGUGAGUCCUCAGCAUGUAAAUAUGUAGUAUGGAUUUCAUAUAGUGGGUUAGGGAAUAGGAUAUUGACCUUGGCUUCUGCAUUUCUAUAUGCUCUCCUCACAAAUCGAGUUCUAUUGGUUGAUCCUGGAGUUGAUAUGAUGAAUCUGUUUUGUGAACCAUUUCCACAUGUUUCCUGGUUUCUCCCUCAAGAUUUCCCUCUUAAUAGUCAAUUUAACAAUUUUGAUCAGAAAUCUGAUCAAUGCUAUGGGAAAAUGCUGAAAAAUAAAUCAACUACAAACUCCAUGGUGCCGUCUUUUGUGUACCUUCAUCUAGCCCAUGACUAUGAUGAUCAGGAUAAGCUUUUCUUCUGUGAUGAAGACCAAGUUUUUCUCCAGAAAGUGCCUUGGUUAGUGGUGAAAACCGAUAAUUACUUUAUCCCAUCUCUGUUCUUGAUGCCAUCUUUUGAGCAGGAACUAAAUAAUCUCUUUCCAAACAAGGAAACAGUUUUCCAUUUCUUGGGUAGAUAUCUGUUCCACCCCACCAACAAAGUGUGGGGACUUGUUAUCCGAUACUAUAAAGCUUAUUUAGCUAAUGUUGAUGAAAGAAUAGGCAUCCAGAUAAGAGUGUUUGACACUGGAACUGGUCCAUUUCAACAUGUGUUGGAUCAGAUCAUCGCUUGUACUUUGAAAGAGAAUCUUUUGCCUGAUGUUGACAGGAAGGGGGAUAUUGUUAGUUCAUCUGGAAAACCAAAGUCAAAAGCAGUGUUGAUGACAUCCUUAAGCUCUGGUUAUUUUGAAAAAGUGAGAGACAUGUAUUGGGAAUAUCCUACUGUGACAGGAGAAGUGGUUGGCAUUUACCAGCCAAGCCAUGAAGAAUAUCAACAAACAGAGAAGCAGAUGCACAACCAAAAAGCUUGGGCAGAAAUGUACCUUUUAAGCUUAAGUGAUGUGUUGGUUACUAGCUCGUGGUCUACUUUCGGCUAUGUGGCGCAGGGGCUUGGAGGUUUGAAACCUUGGAUACUAUACAAACCUGAGAAUGGAACAGCUCCUAAUCCUGCGUGUCAACGUGCCAUGUCAAUGGAGCCGUGCUUCCAUGCUCCUCCCUUGUAUGAUUGUAAGGCCAAGAGAGGAGCUGACACUGGUGCACUUGUUCCACAUGUGAGGCACUGUGAGGAUAUGAGUUGGGGUCUUAAGCUUGUAGAAAAUCGUAGUUAGGUAAUAGCUAGCUAUGGUCAUGAAUGCUUCCAUGACUGUCAAAACUCGCUUACAAGUUUUGUUGUACGAUAGAAUUGUUUAUUGAUUUUAUAUUUAUUUGUUUCCUAUAGAAACCAUAAAAUAGAACUUUCUCCCUGCAUCAAUGUUUUACGGUUAUUGAGUGCAUAAUCUAUUUAAGAUGCGUUUGGAAGAG
Abrus precatorius (Indian licorice) is the source of this 1973-nucleotide messenger RNA. RefSeq names its product galactoside 2-alpha-L-fucosyltransferase-like. Lineage: Eukaryota; Viridiplantae; Streptophyta; Magnoliopsida; Fabales; Fabaceae. Gene Ontology annotation, biological process: cell wall biogenesis; xyloglucan biosynthetic process. Gene Ontology annotation, cellular component: membrane; Golgi apparatus. The record is from RefSeq and is a predicted model, not a curated record. Bases 134 to 1780 code for a protein of 548 amino acids. Gene Ontology annotation, molecular function: galactoside 2-alpha-L-fucosyltransferase activity. The transcript has 2 exons.